Messenger RNA from Quercus robur (English oak), 3915 nucleotides. RefSeq names its product DNA-directed RNA polymerases IV and V subunit 2-like. Lineage: Eukaryota; Viridiplantae; Streptophyta; Magnoliopsida; Fagales; Fagaceae. Gene Ontology annotation, biological process: DNA-templated transcription. Bases 227 to 3808 code for a protein of 1193 amino acids. The transcript has 8 exons. Gene Ontology annotation, cellular component: RNA polymerase II, core complex. Gene Ontology annotation, molecular function: DNA-directed RNA polymerase activity; ribonucleoside binding; DNA binding. The record is from RefSeq and is a predicted model, not a curated record.
UUCCUUCCAUGUUGACUACACUCCUUUCCUUUUUAUCAGACACAGAAAAAAGAAAGAGAGAGUGAGUGACAGAGUGAGUGUGAAAAAUAAAUACCUCACACACACAUUGUGUGGCUGUAGCAGUGACUGUGAGCAAGCAAAUUCCUGAUUUUCCCGAAGAUUUUAAAGAGAAAAGGGUUUAGGGUUUUAUCAGACUUCACUGACAGCCUCUAAUAUUUUGAAGCCAAUGGGGGCGUCAUCGGAUGCCAAGGAAGAAAUAGGCAUGAGUAGUAAGGGUGAAGCGUAUUCGAAUGGGGUGGAGAUGGAUACCGAUGAUGAUGAGUUUCUCGAGUCGACUAGUAUACAUGAGUUGGGUGAAAAGUUUCUGAAAAUUUUUUGUAAGAAGGCAGCGGUUUCAUUUUUCAAUGAGUAUGGUUUGAUAAGUCACCAAAUCAACUCGUACAAUGACUUCAUCAAGAAUGGUAUCCAGAAGGCCUUUGACUCUUUUGGUGAGAUCAUAGUUGAGCCUGGAUUCGACCCAUCAAAGAAGGGGGAGGGUGAGUGGCGCUACGCUUCAGUAAGGUUUGGGAAGGUGACCCUUGAUCCACCGAUCUUUUGGGGUGGUGAAGGAAAUGUGAAGGAGUUUAAUAUGCUUCCUAGGCAUGCCCGGCUUCAGAACAUGACAUACUCAGCAAGGAUGAAAGUGAAUAUCGAUGUUCAGGUGUAUACACAGAAACUAGUCAGAAGUGACAAGUUUAAAACCGGGAAGGAUCAAUUCGUUGAUAGGGAGAUCCUAAGUGAAGAAAACAGGGAUAUUUUUUUCGGAAGGAUUCCUGUGAUGGUGAAGUCUGACCUGUGCUACAUGAAAGGAGCUGAGAAUGCUGAUUGUGAUUUCGAUCAUGGAGGCUACUUUUUAAUCAAGGGUGCAGAGAAGACAUUUAUUGCACAAGAGCAGACUAGUAUGAGGAGGCUUUGGGUUUUGAACAAUCAAGGUUGGACUGUUGCAUACAAGUCUGAAGUGAAGAAGCACAGGUUAAUUGUGAAGCUAGUGGGGGUUCCUAAAGUUGAAGAUAUUAAAGGAGGAGAGCAAGUUCUUACUGUAUAUUUCUUGUCAACAGAAAUCCCUAUAUGGAUAUUGUUUUUUGCUCUUGGGGUAUCAUCAGACAGAGAAGUCAUAGAUCUUAUUGACUAUGACAGUGAAGAUGCCAGCAUAUUGAAUAUUCUAUUUGCCUCAAUUCAUGAUGCCAAUGAGAACUAUGGGGGCUUCCGGAGAGGGAAGGCAGCUCUAAAUUUUGUAGAAAAAUGCGUAAAGGACACCAAAUUUCCUCCUGGGGAAGCUAUUGAAGAGUGCAUUAACAUGUAUCUGUUUCCCAGUCUCCAAAGCUCUAAGCAAAAGGCUCGUCUUCUUGGGUAUAUGGUGAAGUGCCUCUUACAGGCUUAUAAUGGCCAAAGAAAAUCUGAUAACAGGGAUGAUUUUAGAAACAAAAGGUUUGACUUGGCUGGUGAGCUGCUUGAGCGAGAGCUGAAAGUGCAUAUUGCACAUGCACGGAGGCGCAUGCAGAAGGCUCUGCAGAGAGACCUUUAUGGAGAUCGUGAUAUACGUCAAAUUGAACACUACCUGGAUGCUUCCAUAAUCACCAAUGGCCUUUCAAGAGCCUUCUCAACUGGCGCAUGGUCUCAUCCUUUCAAGAGGAUGGAAAGGAUUUCUGGUGUGGUGGCAACGCUAGGGCGAACAAACCCAUUGCAGACGAUGGCUGAAAUGAGGAGAACACGCCAGCAGGUUCAGUACACAGGGAAGGUUGGAGAUGCCAGAUAUCCACAUCCUUCUCACUGGGGGAGGGUAUGUUUUCUCUCUACUCCAGAUGGUGAAAAUUGUGGGCUUGUAAAAAAUAUGGCCAUCACCGGACUAGUAAGCACAAACAUAUUGGAGCCUAUAACUUCCAAAUUGUUUGAUUGUGGGUUGGAGGAAUUGGGGGAUGAUGCUCCAUUGGGUAAAAAGUAUAAAGUAUUUUUGAAUGGGGAAUGGGUUGGUGUCUGUACAGAUUCCAUUUCAUUUGUUCAAGAGCUUAGGUAUAAGCGACGCAGGAAGAAAUUGCCACAUCAGGUGGAGAUUAAAAGAGAUGAACAACAUGAAGAAAUACGUAUAUAUUCUGAUGCUGGAAGGAUUUUACGUCCACUUUUAGUUGUAGAGAAUUUAGGAAAGAUUAAAGGAGAUAAAGGUGAAAAUUACACCUUCCAAUCUCUUUUGGACAAGGGAAUCAUUGAUUUAAUCGGAACUGAAGAAGAAGAAGAUUGUUGCACUGCAUGGGGCAUUAAAUAUCUGUUCAUGGAAAAAGGAGGGAAGUCAUCUGAUAAAUAUACCCACUGUGAACUUGACAUGUCGUUUUUAUUAGGUUUGAGCUGUGGACUUGUCCCAUUUGCAAAUCAUGACCAUGCAAGGAGGGUCCUUUAUCAAUCUCAGAAGCACUCUUCACAGGCUAUUGGCUUUUCAACAACAAAUCCUAAUAUUAGAGUGGAUACUCUGUCUCACCAAUUACAUUAUCCGCAAAGGCCACUUUUUCGUACGAUGACUUCUGAUUGUCUUGGAAAACCAGGAUAUCCUCUUGGUCAUCAUGGAAUGCUGCCAAAGCCUGAAUUCUACAAUGGCCAGAAUGCUAUUGUGGCAGUCAAUGUUCACCUAGGGUACAACCAAGAGGAUUCCUUGGUGAUGAACAAGGCUUCUUUGGAGCGUGGAAUGUUUCGGUCUGAGCAUAUCAGAAGUUAUAAGGCUGAGGUUGACAACAAGGACUCGUUAGAAAAAAAGCGGAAGCCUGAGGAUUUUGUCAACUUUGGAAAGAUUCAAAGUAAGAUUGGACGUGUUGACAGCCUUGAUGAUGACGGUUUCCCUUUCAUUGGUGCAAACCUGCAGAGUGGUGACAUUGUCAUAGGGAGGUGUGCAGAAUCUGGGUCUGAUCACAGUAUAAAACUGAAGCACACUGAAAGGGGCAUGGUUCAGAAAGUUUUGCUGUCUUCUAACGAUGAGGGAAAGAAUUUUGCUGUGGUGUCCCUGAGACAGGUUCGUUCUCCAUGUCUUGGAGACAAGUUUUCAAGCAUGCAUGGUCAGAAGGGUGUUUUGGGCUUUUUGGAAUCUCAAGAGAACUUCCCCUUCACAAUACAAGGGAUAGUUCCAGAUGUUGUAAUAAAUCCACAUGCAUUUCCUUCACGACAAACUCCGGGUCAGCUCCUAGAGGCUGCUUUAGGGAAGGGAAUAGCCUGUGGUGGUUCAAUGAGAUAUGCCACCCCUUUCUCCACAGUCUCUGUUGAUGCCAUCACUGAACAGCUUCAUAGGGCUGGAUUUUCAAGAUGGGGAAAUGAGAGAGUAUACAAUGGACGAACUGGUGAAAUGGUUCGUUCCCUCAUAUUUAUGGGUCCAACAUUUUAUCAGCGUCUGACUCACAUGUCUGAGGACAAAGUAAAAUUUCGCAACACAGGUCCAGUCCAUCCUCUUACCCGACAGCCAGUGGCAGAUAGGAAGCGGUUUGGUGGGAUCAAGUUUGGUGAGAUGGAGCGUGACUGCCUUAUAGCCCAUGGUGCCUCAGGAAACUUGCAUGAACGCCUCUUUACGCUCAGUGAUUCCUCCCAGAUGCACAUUUGCCAGAAAUGCAAAAAUGUUGCGAAUGUGAUCCAACGGACUGUGCAAGGUGGCCGGAAGAUUAGGGGUCCAUAUUGCCGGGUUUGUGAGUCAGUAGAUGACAUUGUUAAGGUUAAUGUACCUUAUGGGGCCAAGUUAUUGUGCCAGGAGCUUUUCAGCAUGGGCAUAAGUCUGAAGUUUGAAACCCGGCUCUGUUGAGUCUUCCUGCUGGUUGUCUUUUGGGUUGUGCUACUUCUGAACUGCUUGUCAACCAGUAUUAUCUUGUUAAUAUUUGAAUGGGUUAAUGGUGUUUAUUUUAAAAUUUA